AUGAAACAUAAGGCAUACUGGGCUUUGAAAUUCUUGAAUUUUGAUGAGGCUCUAUCAGGGGAAAAGAGGAAGUCGCAACUCUUGGAGCUGGAAGAGAUGAGAUUGAAUGCUUAUGAGUCUUCAAGACUGUACAAAGAAAAAGUGAAGGCUUAUCACAACAAGAAGCUACUAAAGAAGGACUUUAGGCCAGGCCAACAAGUUCUGCUAUUUAACUCAAGAUUAAAGUUGUUUCCAGGUAAGUUAAAGUCUAAAUGGUAUGGACCAUUCACCAUCAAGGAAGUCAAGCGAUAUGGAGCAGUGGAAUUAUUUGACCCUCAAUCAGAAACUUCGGAUAGAACAUGGAUAGUAAAUGGUCAGAGAUUGAAGCUAUACCAUGAUGGGAACAUUGAGAGACUGACCACCAUUCUACAAUUACAAGACCCUUAG
Molecule: messenger RNA, 426 nt
Organism: Glycine soja
Lineage: Eukaryota; Viridiplantae; Streptophyta; Magnoliopsida; Fabales; Fabaceae
Exons: 1
Coding region: 1-426 (141 amino acids)
Source: RefSeq, a predicted model, not a curated record